This is a messenger RNA of Hirundo rustica (Barn swallow), 3367 nucleotides long. RefSeq names its product L-2-hydroxyglutarate dehydrogenase (gene L2HGDH). The coding region runs from base 1 to 1323 and encodes 440 amino acids. The record is from RefSeq and is a predicted model, not a curated record. Gene Ontology annotation, molecular function: (S)-2-hydroxy-acid oxidase activity; (S)-2-hydroxyglutarate dehydrogenase activity. Lineage: Eukaryota; Metazoa; Chordata; Aves; Passeriformes; Hirundinidae. The transcript is spliced from 10 exons.
AUGGCGGCGGCGCUGAGGGGCCGCGCGGGCCCGGGCGGGGCCGGGGCGCUGUGGCGGCUGCAGAGCCGGCGGCGCAGCUCCUUCGACGUGGCCGUGGUGGGCGCAGGGAUCGUGGGGCUGGCGGCAGCCCGGGAGCUCAUCCAGCGCCAUCCCUCGCUGGCCUUCGCCGUGCUGGAGAAGGAGCAGGAGCCGGCCCACCACCAGAGCGGACACAACAGCGGUGUGAUCCACAGUGGGAUUUACUACACCCCUGGCUCCCUGAAGGCCAAGCUCUGCGUGCAGGGGGCAGCUCUCUGCUACAAAUACUGUGACCAGAAGGGAAUUCCCUACAAGCGGUGUGGGAAGCUGAUUGUGGCUGUGGAACAGGAGGAAAUUCCAAGGCUCAAAGCUCUGUAUGAGAGGGGGCUGCAGAACAACGUCCCGGGGCUGAAGCUCAUUGGAGCCAAGGAAAUCCAGGAGAAGGAGCCCUUCUGCAGGGGACUGAUGGCCCUUGAUUCUCCCUACACUGGCAUUGUGGAUUACAAACAAGUGGCCCAGUCCUAUGCCAGAGACUUCCAGGAAGCAGGUGGGACAAUCCUGACUGAUUUUGAAGUCACAAACAUGGAGGUGGCCAAAGAAAGUUCUCCAGAAAGUGAAGAUGGACUGAAAUACCCAGUCAUUGUUAGGAACAAAAAGGGUGAGGAAAUCUCCUGUGGGCACAUUUUGACCUGUGCAGGCCUUCACUCCGACCGCCUGUCCGAGAUGAGCGGCUGCAGCCCCGAGCCCCGCAUUGUCCCCUUCCGGGGGGAUUAUUUGGUGCUGAAACCGGAAAAAUCUUACUUGGUGAAAGGAAAUAUUUAUCCAGUUCCCAACCCUCGGUUCCCGUUCCUGGGGUUCCAUUUCACUCCCAGGAUGGAUGGCAGCGUUUGGCUUGGCCCUAAUGCAGUGCUGGCCUGUAAGAGAGAGGGCUACAAACUCCUGGACUUCAGCCCUGGAGACUUUCUAGAUGCUGUAACCUACAGGGGGCUGAGGAAGCUGGUGCUGAGGAAUGUGUCCUACGGCCUGGGGGAGCUGUACAGAGCCUUUUCCAUCAGUGCCCAGGUGAGGCAGCUGCAGAAGUUCAUCCCUGAGGUCACCACCGAUGAUGUUCUCAGGGGUCCCUCGGGCGUGAGAGCCCAGGCUCUGGACAGCGAGGGCAAUUUGGUGGACGACUUCGUGUUCGACGGCGGCGCCGCGGGCGGCAGGGUGCUGCACGUCCGGAACGCUCCUUCUCCGGCCGCCACCUCCUCCCUGGCCAUCGCCGCCGCCAUCGCUGACGAGGCCGAGCGGCGCUUCCAGCUCUGAGCUCCGGGCGGGCUCUGCCCCCCUGGAACGCGGGGCCACCGGGCAGCGCCCGCGGCGCCCUCGGCAGCGGUGCCGUGCCCGCCGAGGUUGGGCCUCCCGAGCAGGAGCAGCCCGUGGGAGGGUGUCCGAGGCUCCGUGCCGGGGUUAUCCGCAGGGAUCGCCCGUGCUCCCGGCGCUCUCGGUGUGCUCCCGCUGCGUCUGCGCUCCUCUGGGGUGUCACACAGCAGUGAUGGACUCGAGGGGUAAGCCCUGCUUCAGGGCCCUGCUGCUGUGCAAUUAAAGGUUUUGUCAGAGAUCCAGAGCAGCAUUCAGAGCCUUCGGCGUGAACGUAGAGCGCUUCACAGAAAAAUGAGCUUAAAGGGGAUUACCAAGCCCAACUCAGUUGAGAUCUGCAAUUCGGAUACUCCGUCUGAUCGCUGUCUCUGUGUAUUUUUUUAAUAGAGGAGAAAUGAAAAUAGGGAUUUAAGCACUCACUUUUUAUUUAAUUUACAGCUGAUCAGAAACUUCAUCAGUGGGUUUGGGUUUCUUCCUACCCUUUGAAUGCUGGUAAUGCAAAAGGAGCUGAUCUUUGUCCAGCCAGUUGAGCAAUCCAGGGAAAAUGGUCUUUGGAACAGGGAAUGUGAAAGAAGGGAAGCUCCAGGAACCUGCCCUGAGUCAUGUUCGAUAUUUCUUCCCUUGGAGCCUGAACAGGGAUGAGUCAGGAAAGUUUCCCAUUUUCCCUGAGCACGAGGGGGGCUCAGACAGUGCUGGUGACUCCUCUGAGCUGCGCUGAUACCCGAUUUUUAUCAGAAAUAACCCCUGGAGGAGUCUGUGUGGAGAGGGGUGUGAAGUCAACUCAGUGCUGAGCCGAGGAUCUGGGAGUGUCCUGCAGAAUUGCUGUAAAGCAGAAUUUUGUGGCCUCAGGGACAAAGUAUUGAGGAUUUUUACAGCAGAGGCUCACAGGGCGUUGGGUAACUCAGAUAAUUGUGGGGAGUUGCUACCAGAAAAUUGGAGAUGGAUUUUUCCUUAAAAAGUAUUUUUCUGAGCUCCUCUGGAGUGGGUUAGCACAGGAGAGCAGCUGUGAGGCUGAUUUUACUGUACAGAUUGGAGACACUUCUUUUUUGAGGGGCGAAAAAAGGGCUUAACCCGCCUUCUAAAAAUUAUUUUUAUUUUUUCUCCUGGUAAAAUCUACUUUAGCAGCAAACUGACUGCUGGAAAUUCAAAUAACAACCCUUUCAGAGCAAAAUUUUGCUCACUUCAGGCAGAGAUUUGACCGUUCCAGGUCCUGCAGUGGCUCUGUAAAACUUCCCACAGUGGAACAAUUCUCUUUUCCCUCGGUGCCAGAAGUGUUGCCUAUCAACAGUAAAUCCUACAAAAGGAUUGCAAAAGCCACUUCCUCCCACACGGGGUGUGGCCCUGACAUGUAUUAACAGAAUAAAGAACAUUUAAAAUGCAAAGCAGACAGAGACCAGGGGGAGUCCUAAGUCAGCAUUUCCCUGUGCUGCCUGCGGUGCUUUUUCCUCUCAGGUGAUGAUUGUUUGGGGGCAGAGUUUAUUUGAAACUUAAAUUAUGAACCUUGAUGUAGCAUUCUGGGGAAAAAAAAAAAAAUGGGAUUUUUUCAGAGAUAAAAGUCUUACAUUUUAUUGUAAAAAUAAGUUCAGAGGUUACGAUAUCGGGGUUUCAGGCAUCGAUCUUGUUGCUCACAAGGUGUGAAAAUGUUUUAAUUUAUUUUCCAAAUGAGCCGCACUUUGACGAUUUCAUAAACGUGCCUUUUGUGAUUAAAAUAGUGUGGUGGGGUUUUUUAAAAUGCUGUGUGUUUCUCCUGACUCAGAGACAGGUUUCACUGGAAUUUGCUAAUUCUCAGCUGAAUUAGGCAGGAUAUCACUCUGUGUAACAGGAAUUACUUUGGGAGGGGGACACAGGACCAAACUUGCCUUCCUAAAUUAUCUUAUCUGUGCUUCUCACACCUCACAGCUUUUCCUCACUCGACAGGACUGCUCUUGAGGCUGCUCUGGGCCUGUUGGGACAGGUGGGAUGAGAAUUCCUGAAACUCUGAAUAAACGGU